CUGCUGUGCCUCAUUGGGGAGAUGUUUGACGAGUACAGCAAUGAGGUGUGCGGGGCCGUCAUCAACAUCCGUGCCAAGGGGGACAAGAUUGCCAUCUGGACCCGGGAAGCGGAGAACCGGGAAGGUGUCACCCACAUCGGGCGCGUCUACAAGGAGCACCUGGGCCUGUCGCAGAAGGUGGCCAUCGGGUACCAGGCCCACGCAGACACGGCCACCAAGAGCGGCUCCCUCACCAAGACCAAGUUUGUGGUGUGA
Messenger RNA from Fulmarus glacialis (Northern fulmar), 255 nucleotides. RefSeq names its product eukaryotic translation initiation factor 4E-like. The annotation marks the transcript as partial. NCBI's taxonomy places the organism in Eukaryota, Metazoa, Chordata, Aves, Procellariiformes, Procellariidae. The transcript has 2 exons. Gene Ontology annotation, cellular component: eukaryotic translation initiation factor 4F complex. Gene Ontology annotation, molecular function: translation initiation factor activity; RNA 7-methylguanosine cap binding. The record is from RefSeq and is a predicted model, not a curated record. Gene Ontology annotation, biological process: translational initiation.